ACAGUCUUUUGUGUGUAAAAAUAGAAGCUCGGUGAUCCUCCACGCCAGCAGGGGUCAGACAAUGAAACACACUGAACAACAGCAAUAACAAAAAGAUCCAUCUGAUCAAGCAGAUUUCUCUGUGUGCUGUGGAGCAUCUCUGGAUGUAUACAGUUCCUCCAUUUAAACAGAAACUCUGGAUCCAGUUUCUCCUGAAGAGUCGUAGCACAACAACAAGACAACGAUGUCGGACGCUCUCAUCGUCACCUUCCAGUCCCAGCUCUCUAUAGUCAUGGAAACGAUUCUCAAAUCGGCCAUGUUCGAGAUCACCAAGCUGGUGGAGGACAGCUUCAUGGAGGAAGUGGGUCACGCCAAACAGGAGGUGGAGCUGCUGAUGAGACGGCUGCAGUUUUAUGAGAGUAAACUGAAAGAGAGGGAGAGGAGGGUGUGCUGUGUGGACUGUGGUAAAACUCCAAGCAGCGGUGAGAAAAGAGCAGAACAGCCAGCGGAAGCUCAUCCAGGUGCAGAUACUCUAUGUUUCAGCCUUAGCCUGAGGGAACAGUCUGGGAAAAGGCCUCCAUUCAGUGAAGUGUGGAGAUCUGCAGAGGGUUUAGAUUCAUGCCCACCUCCAGAGACUCAUACGCAGCCUCAUGCUCCAACUCAUGCGCAGACUCAAGCGCCGGCUCAAGCGCAGACACAUACUCAGGCUCAUGUCCUCACACAGAAGAAGACAGACACACCUGAACAGAGCAGGAAGCAGGAUUCUGUAACUAACACCUCAGUGCAGCUUCCUCAGCAUGUAUUACAGAAGCUCCUCCCCAAUCCAGCAGUGACGGGAAACCACGAGCACUGUUCCAGCUCCAAACCCAGAGAAAGUCACCAACACAAGACGCCUGGGAUUGACUUUAUUCCCAGUAACGAAAUAGAUUUGACCCAGUCUAACAGGUUAAUGCAGAGUAUAGCAGAGAAAGAUGUGGCUGCUGAGCUGUCGUGCUCUCCACCCUCUCCUGCUAUGAAACUGGAGUGUGAGCCAGACCUGCUUCCUAUUAAAGAAGAGGAGGAGAUGCUGCCAGUGUGGGAUUGCACAGACGACAGCGGUCCAGCAGAAAGUGAGCUGAACCGCAGAGACCUCGGAGGACCGUGGAACCAUGAGGAAACACAGGUAGAUAAUUUUCCAAAUCUAACUACUGUCAACAUGCCAGAUCCAACUUCAUAUUUAAUGUCCUAUUCAGUCAAGUGUAACCCAGGGAUGUCUGAAGGCAUCAAGGAUGAGCCUGGUCAGUCGGUUCACCUUGCUGUGGCUUCCUUUCCUGAGACAUCCAGUUCACUUGAACAGUUUGAAAGUGGACCCUUUCAAAGUUUUCCACAAGGUGUUAUGGUCCCUCAGGAGCUCGGAUCAGAUGGGCGGGGAUACCCCCCUGUUUCACCCCCUCAUCAUUCUCCCCAGAACGAGCGUCUUCAGGUGUGUGAUAAUCUCCGUAUCAAGAAACCGCACAGUUGCGUCAACUGUGGCAAAUCCUUCGCUCGGGUGGGUCACCUGAGGGUCCACAUGCUUACCCACAAGGGUAAGAAACCCUUCAGCUGCCUCCAGUGCAACAAGACCUUCGUGCACAACUUUGAGCUGAAGGACCACGAGCGGCAGCACACGGGAGAGAGGCCCUACGUCUGCGGCCACUGCGGCAAAAGCUUCACCAGGCUGGGCAACUUCAAGCAGCAUCAGAACAUCCACACACAGGAGAGGCUCUUCAACUGUAACUACUGCGGCAUGACCUUCAAAAGAUCCACUCACCUAAGGGUCCACCUGAGAAGACACAGCCGAGCGGGGAAGAGCUGUCCCUGCCGUCAGUGCGGGAAGACCUUCGUGUGCGUCAAGCAGCUGAAGGGCCAUCUCAUGAAAGUACAUGGAACAACAAUGAACUGAGGAACCGAUUCAAGUCUUCGAGUCUAUGCAUAAAUGAUUGAUUAUUAAAUCUUCUGGCAUUUUAUUCUAAAUAAGAUUUUCUUUUUCUUAGAUGCAGAAAAAGAAAAGGCACAGAAUAUAAGCUAUACGCUGAUGUCAUUUUUUAGAGAAUGCCUGCAAAUCGCAGGACAUUACAAAUGCUGAUGAUUACAAAAGCCAUCUUUUCUCCCUCAAAGGAGAGAGAUUUUUAGAUUGAAAAAUAUAUAGAGAAUAUUUUUCAGUGUGGAGAGUGCAUGAUCUAAGAGGUUCUGGGGGGAAAAAAACACCACAUAGUACCUAGAGGCAUUUUUUUAAACAAUUACUUUUUUUUUAACUUUAGAACAAAAAGUUUUUAGAUCUACAGAAAAGCAUUACCAUGCUGAAGAGACUCAAAACUGAUUUUUUGACCCUCGUUUUCAUGUAACAUAAAUGUGAAUGAAUGGUCAGAUCUAAUUUCAUGUGUGUUUUUCCCUCUAUGCAUGUGCUUAGUGCUGUCUGCAUCAGCCAGCACUGGUGCUGUGGUAAAUUCCGACUCCCUGACAGAACCUGACUCCCCUUUGCAUGCACAUGCAACACAGAGCAGUUAUUACUAAGGUGCAAACUUUCCCACCAGGACAGAAGCCAACUCUGUAUAAGAUCUACCAUAAAAUAAAUUUUUACUUAAACUAACCCUGGAAAGCUGUUGGAAUACUUAUUGCUUACUGGUUUAAAAGCACAUAUCUGAACACUCCCUUACCCCCAAAGACCUAACACCUAACAAAACCGCUCCUGCCAGGAAAAUAGCCUAUGAGCUGUUUUGCUGUUAAACCUCCAUUACUACUACUAAUUCACAAGAGAGACACAACAGAACAUCACUUGCAGGGAGUCGGAUUCUGGUGGGGAGUCAGAACUCAGCACAUACAGUCAUAUGAAAAAGUUUGGGCACCCCUAUUAAUCUUAACCAUUUUUAGUUCUAAAUAUUUGGGUGUUUGCAACAGCCAUUUCAGUUUGAUAUAUCUAAUAACUGAUGGACUCAGUAAUAUUUCAGGAUUGAAAUGAGGUUUGUUGUACUAACAGAAAAUGUGCAAAAUUAAACCAAAAUUUGACCGGUGCAAAAGUAUGGGCACCCUUAUCAUUUUAUUGAUUUGAAUACUCCUAACUACUUUUUACUGACUUACUGAAGCACAAAAUUGGUUUGGUAACCUCAUUGAGCUUUGAACUUCAUAGCCAGGUGUAUCCAAUCAUGAGAAAAGGUAUUUAAGGUGGCCAAUUACAAGUUCUCCUAUUUGAAUCUCCUCUGAAGAGUGGCAUCAUGGGCUCAUCAAAACAACUCUCAAAUGAUCUAAAAACGAAGAUUGUUCAACAUAGUUGUUCAGAGGAACGAUACAAAAAGUUGUCUCAGAGAUUUAACCUGUCAGUAUUCAAAUCAAUAAAAUGAUUAGGGUGCCCAUACUUUUGCACCGGUAAAAUUUUGGUUUAAUGCAUAUUGCACAUUUUCUGUUAGUAAAAUAAACCUCAUUUCAAUCCU
Molecule: messenger RNA, 3425 nt
Organism: Astyanax mexicanus (Mexican tetra)
Lineage: Eukaryota; Metazoa; Chordata; Actinopteri; Characiformes; Acestrorhamphidae
Product: zinc finger protein 500
Exons: 3
Coding region: 224-1900 (558 amino acids)
Source: RefSeq, a predicted model, not a curated record